AUGAGUAAACACGUUUUGAUUCAGAUGGUUUCGAUCAAGGUUAUUCGCAAUAAGCAUACUGGUUUAUCUGAAGGCUAUGGCUUUGUGGAGUUUCUUUCGCACGAUAUGGCUGAUAAAGUUUUGAAGAAGUUUAAUGGAACAUAUAUGCCGAAUACAGAUAUGCCUUUCCGUUUAAAUUGGGCCACCGGCGAGGAGAAUGAUCACGAGCUCUCUAUUUUUGUGGGGGGUUUGGCGCCAGAUGUCUCUGAUUCUCUAUUGUACAACACCUUCUCAGAGAUCUAUCCUUCGGUUAAAGCUGCAACAGUUGUCAUAGAUGCAUAUACUGGUAUAUCAAAGGGUUUCGGUUUUGUGAGGUUUGGAGAUGUAAACGAGAGGAUCAAAGCAAUGACAGAAAUGCAUGGCGUAAAAUGUUCUAAUAGAGCUAUGCUAAUUGGUCCUGCAACACCUAGGGAGACAAGAAGUUUUCGACAACAAGGUUUUUUUUUUCUUUCGACUUUGCAAUCUUUUUAUUUAUAUAUAGUUGUAGUUCUGUGUUCAGUUUAUUCCUAGGAAAGCAACUGGAUAUAUCAUAUUAAAAUUAACUGAAACUAAUAUGUUGGAUAUGGCAGGAAUGUACAUGAAAAAUGAUGCAAUAAGUUAUCCUGCUAGGGAUGCAACAGUAAUUUAUUAUUUUCAUUUGUGUUUUUUCUCUCUCUCAUAUGAAUAUUAUAGAUAAGUUUAAUUUUUUUGUUUGUUUGUUUCCUAUUAAAAUAUAAUAUAGAUAUUUGUCGGAGGACUUGACUCUAGUGUCACUAGCGAAGAUCUAAAGCAACCUUUCUCUGCAUAUGGGGAAAUAGUCUCUGUCAAUAUUCCUCUUGGCAAAGAAUGUGGAUUUGUUCAAUUUGUUAAUAGGUAAAAUAUUAUACCUUAACUAAGAUAGUAAACCAUGAUUUAAGUAAUUAUAUAGAUGUUUCUUUGUCACCAUCUCGCUGUUGUUAUAUUUGAUAAUUUGCUUGCAGACAAAAUGCAGAGGAGGCUUUGAAGAAACUAAAUGGGACUGUAAUUCGAAACCGUAGAGUUCGGCUUGCUUGGGGACAAAAUAAGCUGGUAAAUACAAAAUGUUCUCUUUUCUAUUAUAAAGAUAUUCCUUAUGUUAGUACAUUUAUGUGAUUCCAAUAUGAGAUGAACUUUGUUUUCCAGUUUAAACCGUCCAUGUGGCACUUAUAAUACAUUAUAGGUUGUGUAUUUGUUUUUUUGUUUUGUUUUGAAAGCUCGGACUCUUUAUGUAUUAACUAAAAAUGAAAUAAAACUUACUUUUUAAUAUAACUAAAAGUGUUUUUCUGGCAGUAAGGUUUCAAUAAAGCUAUAAAUCCUCUUUGAUUUUAAUGGUUAUAUAUUGUGUUUCAGCCUAGAUAUAACUAUGGAAACCAAUGGUUUGGGGCAUACUUUGGAAGACAGCAUUACAAUGGGUAUGGAUACAUGGUACCACAACCUCAUGACCCGAGAAUGUAUGCAGUUGCACCUUAUGGAGGGUAUCCAGUGUAUAGUGAUCCCCAGCAACAAGUUAGCCGAGGAAAUUGACCUGAGUACAUGCAGACAUGCAAAACUCACUCAACUAUAGGUGAUGACCAGAAGGGAAAGAAAUAAAAAAGUGUCUGACAUUUUAUCUAUCCUUAGAAUUUAUGGUUUAUCUUGUAGUGGGAAAAUGAGUUUUGGGAAAACUGUAACAAUAAUUUAAGAGAGACAUGGAUUUGGUUUGUUGAUUUGGUGUUUUCUUGAUGCUCUUUUUACUAUGGAACUUGUUAAACAUAAGGAUGAAGUGGGUUGCACUAUUUGAUUAUUUUUCCUUUUUUAGUUUCUUUUAUUGAAAAACUAUUUCAUUUAGUUAAUGUCAUGGGUUGAAUUUGAACAAUCAGGUAAAACUUAUUGUUGCUUAUGGAGGAAAUAAUCAACAUCAAAGAUCCAAGGGAAACACAGAACCAUCUUUUUUUUAAGGCAAGUAUGCUGAAGAAGUAUGGAGGGCUCUUGCAUUUAAACUGUUGGGAUCAGAGUACACGCUUCAUGGAAAUCUAUGUUGGAUAUCCACUCUGUUACUUCUUCACUAUACUUUCCAACUAUCUACACUCGAUAUGGACCGAAAGAAAUGGUAGAAAGUAUGGGGAGACACAAAAUACUGCCUCACAAAUGGUACAGUACAUUGACAAGAAUGUAAAGAACAAGGAUACAUAGCGACCUUGUUUGUGGAAGGGGCUUAGGAUAGAAACACUGCUGAUUUCUAUUAGAUUUUAAUAACAAGGUCACAUUUAUAGUAACAAUGUUUUUUGACUGAAAUAAACUUUACAUUCCUUCAAAAAAAACAAUCAACAUCAUAUCUUCUAAUUAUAGUAAUACGAGCUUGGUAUCUUUUAGGGCAUCAAUCCAUUUAUUUAUAUUUAGUUGUAGUUUUGUUUUCAGUUUAUUCAUUGGAAGACAAUAGGAUCUAUCAUGUCAAAGUUAACUCAAACUAUACGUCGGAUAUGGCAGGAUUAUACAUGACAAAUGAUGCUGUGUCCUGCUGGGGACUCUAUAUGCAACGGUAAAUAUUAUCGACCAGAAACAGUGCUGGUAGCCUCAGUUAAACCCAUCAUCCAUCUUCUUCAAGUGAUCCAAUGAACGCCAUCCAAGGUCAUAGCAGGGAGAUAAGUCUUCCCAAUGAGGUUCUUGAGGUUGACAAGAAGACCCUUCCUUCCACCUGGGAGCUCAAUGAUCACAGGUUUGCCUAGAGGCAAGUACUUAGUUCUCUCUAGACUAAAUGGUUUCAGUGGCAAGGUUGAGUUUUUCAAUGUGGGUAUAGACUCAAGACUUCAGAGACAUUUGUACUUUUGAAGGCCAAAAAUGUCACAUUGGACCCAACUGAAAGGUGCAACAUUAGGUUUCUCUUGUUCUAAUUUGCAGAAAAUGUUAUAUGUUUUCUUUUAUUUCUCUCUAGGUGUGUUACAACUGCGCUGAUAGCCCGGUAGAUGGAGGAUGGUUUUAAGAACGGUUUGACGCUUGUGCAUCUCUUGAGGAACAAGAGAAUGGGUUUAAAAUGUGGCGUUCAAGCCGAAGCUUCUUUACUAACACUUAGUUUCAGUUUCUUUUUAAAUAUAAGUAACAUCCCGAGUUGUGAUUAUGGAAAGGCUUAACAUAGUUGAUUUGGCUACCUAUAUCACCAAAGUUGACUCACAUUUUUCAUCACACAUCUGUUUAGACCUCCAGAGUUAAGUGUGUUUGGGCUGGAGUAGUGAAAGGAUGGGUAACCUAUCGGGAAGUGAUUUGCGAUACCGUGCGAGUGAGGCCAAAGCACAUGGAAAGGUUGGGUGGUGAUUACAGGGUUAGUAAACCAGACUUUCAGGCCUUAGAAAAAUUAACGCACCGCUCGUCAAAGGGGAUGGGCCCACUAGCCAAGAGAGCGGGCAUGGGUGGCACAUUAGCCGUAGGAGGUAGGAGCGUUAUAAGUGGUAUCAUAGCUGGUUAGCCAUCUCGGUUCUGACCCGAGAGGCAUCUUAAGACCUGACGUGUGGCGCAAUUUAUGCAUUAAAAUGGGAGUUAGACUACUCUCUGGGCCACUUUUUUACUUUUUCUUACACUCAGAGCCAUUUCUUACAUGUGAUACAUUUUGUUGUGGGUCAACAAUAAACUGUGGACAACUUUGCUCUUAAUAUACAUUCAAUACGUAGACGAAUAAUACAUGGAUGGGCGAUACGUAGACGGGUGAUACGUGGACGGAGAUGAAUGUAAAAAUUUCAGAAGCUUCAUCAGAGUAAACUCCACAAUAGUUGAACUUAAAGUUACAACUCCAACAACAAUGUUUGUCUGUGGACGAGGAUGAGAAGAUUUUGAUUAUGUUGUGCAUAUAAACGCUAACAUAACCAUGAAUAAAGAACAAGAGAGAUCUCUUAAAUUUGUGGAUAAGAAAUUGAAGCUUGAUGUGGUGGAUAGAGUAGUAACUCAAACACUAAACAUAGAUAUUAAAAAUGUAACAUAUUGAAAGACUGUGAUAUGGAUGCUAAUGUAUCCACAAUUUCAAGGAUGAACAAAUUAAUAACUUCAAACUAAUAACUACAACUUACAUGCCGAAAAAAGCUUGAAUGAUGAAAACAAAGCUAAACAAACCAAAAAUUUAAAACGGGUCAUCUCCUCCUCCAAAACCCCGGCCAAAACGAGUCAGCUCCUCUUUUCGGUGAGCCACACCAUGGAUUCUGAGCUCAACAUCGUCGUGGAUGAACUUGGUGAAGCUGCGGUGGUUCGAGCUCGUCACAGUCCUCCACCAUGAGAUAUGUAGUAUGCUGAAUUUUGAAUUUUACUCCUAAUUUUACUCGUCCACAAAUAGUCAUCCAUGUUUACCCGCCACGCUUAUCUUCCCACACUCAUCCACAUGUGUCGUUCCAUGCUUAUCUUCUUUAUGUCGUUAUCAAUGUUUUUCAAACAUCCACAUAUCACUCAUCCUAAUACAAUCAUUAAAUACGUGUACAAGUACAAAUUUUAAAAUAUAACAAAAAAUAUCAAAGUGGAUAUCAAAUUAUAGAGAAUAAAAAAAUAUAAUUUAUAUCAACAAAAUUUUCUAUAUGUAUUUCUAAUUUAAAAAUAAACAAAAACAAAAUAUUAAAGUAGAGUAAACAAUAAUAAAGAAACACACUUUCUCUUUCAUCUUGUCUAAUAAAAUUUUAUUUUCUUCUCAUUAAGGGCAAAUAUGUAUAUUCUCUCUGUAGGUCCCAUGAAAAAGUGUGUUGCAAGUGCAUUGUGGCCUUGGAUGUAAUUGAAAAGUGAUAAAGUGCAUCUUGAUGCAAAAAUUUCUUAAAAUGACAUCAUGUUCAAACUUGUUUUAGUCUUGAGUUUUUUUUUUUUUUGAAGAAAAAAUUUUCAUUACUGACAAAAAACUAAAUUAUACAAAGGAACUAAAAACAAAGAAGUGAAGAACAUAAGCUAAACUGGAAAACAAUCUCAGCCCAAUAAGUACUAAUCCAAAGCGUAAGAGUUCUUCACCACUAAUAUCAGUAAAGUACAAGGAAACAACCACAAGUAAACUGAAUACCAACAAUGAUGAGAGGAGCCGGCAUAGAAGUCAACAACCGCUGCAACAAAUACUUUAGUGUAUUUUGUCGCAGCAGCCAGGGAAGAGCUAAGACUGAAUUGCCAGCGAGGGAAGAGCACAUACCAAAACCAAAGCCUUUACAGCAUUUGAAGUGACAGUUAGCUUUGCCAAACUCCAACUCUUUGUACUCAAUACUCCACAAUAGGCAGACCCCAAAUGUCCACCGGAGACGGAGAAGCUUAUGUCUUCACUGCCUGCAGAAGAAAAUUCGGGUUAAGAUGGCAGCAACCAAACCAAACCUAAGCGUUACCUGCAAACAAGAAACAAAAAAACUCAUGUCGUUGGUGCCAAGCGAGCACAGAACGACACAAGGAUGGAGAACCAAGUCGGACCUUGCUUGCUUUGCUUUCGAUCGAUGACAAGAGAUGUUCUUCAAUCGACGUUUAAUGCUGAAUGUUGACUUUGGACCGGUUCGACGGACACCUACGAGUUUCUUUAGGCUUUAUCUCCAAAAUGCUCCAAAAUCACCACAUAUCUCCAAAUCAUUCAUGAACAUGUAAAUAUUCUAAAAAGAAUCCAAAACAUAAUAAAUAUAUUCUAAAACAGUUAUAUACAAUGGCUAAAAACUGUAAAAAAUCCAUGGUAUAUCAACUUUUCCGGACUUACUAUUUUGCUUGUCCUCAAGGAAAAUAAGAGUAGUCCUAAUGAAAGAGGUUUUUGAAAACAACAUGGACUCACAUAAUUUAAAAUCACUAUUCUCACUCCUGCAAAUAUGAUAGGUGUAAGUGAAUGAUUACUAACCUUGGAUGAUUCAAUGUACUACACUCUAGCUUAGUCACCAUUACCAUACAUCACACAAAUCCAGUGAUAGCGGCUGACAUACCCCUCUACUGAACUCAUUUCUGCAUAAAGUAAAUGUGUAGACUACAUCUUGGGAGUCUUGAUCAACGGACACAUGGAAUCAACUCAAGCAGGUAUCUGGACCUACACGUAACCCUUUCUGGUUUUCCCUCUCUCUUCUAUAUCCUCUGAGUCUGAUUUUAUUCUUUUUCUUUUUUAUUAUUAGAAAGUAUAUAUAGUAUUACUGGGCAAAGUUGUAGGCGAAUAGUUGGGUCAUUGAUAAUUUAUCUACUCCUCGCUUCCAAUCAAUGUGUGAUCAUUCUAUUAGAGUCGAAUAAUAGGGUCGUGGGAAACAUUCCUACCCCUCUAAACCGCAAGAAAUAAUUUCAAUAUUUUGCAAAUAUGGAUGCGAAAGAGUGGUGGAAGGAGAACCAGGGACACUAAGUCUAAUACUUUCCAGACUUGCAAGUGGACUCCGAUCCAAUGUAUAACAAGUCGCAAAACAAGCAAGUAGAGUAGAUUAAGGUUGGAAGUUAGCUUUGGUUUCUCCAGACAUUCUCAGUAAUUGUGGAUGUGAGUAACACAUGAUACACUAUGGUGUUUCAAUCUAAUACUUCAUGCAGUCAAUAAAUCUAGAUGGUGCUAGAGAGUGGUUAGAGUAGUAAACCUCAAUAUAAGUAAACCUCCCCCAAGACUUAAACAACAUUGUCCCCAGUGGUUAUACAGGGGUCUGUCCAUAAGUCCACUUUGUUACCAUUACCUAUUAGCCAGCCGGACUUCCUUUUUAUAAGGUCUCUCCAAGUAAGAAUACUUCUCCAUCCAUGCGAUUCCGAGCUCUUGUCAUGACAGUUGAGAAGGUUUUCAUCAGGCCAAGACUUACCAAAUAGAAUACGACCUACCAGCAUUUACGGGUUAUGAAUCAGUUUCCAUGCUAAUUUAGCUUAAAAGCAUCAUUAAAGCAUUCAAAAUUCAGGAAUCCAACUCCUCUUUUACUCUUCGGCUAUGUUAGCAUAGGCCAUGCUAUCCAACCCUUUUUUCGAGUGAUUGUCCCACCAGAACCUCGUAAUAACUGAUUGAAUCUUCUUAAUCAGGGACUUAGGGAGUUUGAAACAUGUCAUAACAUGAGACGGGAUGGCUGAGAGAACACUCUUCAGCGUGACGACCUUGCCCGUCGGAAACAGAUAUCGUGUUAACCAGCCACUGUAUUUUUGUUUAAUCCUAUCCACGAUAGAAGCGAAUAAGUCUCCUUUUCUUGUUUUGAAAUGUUCCAAAAUUCCUAAGUACUUGUCCACUCCUCUCUCCUUUUCGAUCUGAAGGAGUUCUAGUACUUGCCGGCAAAAACACUAGUUAUUUAAUCAAAUUUAGAGGUACUAUUUAAAAUGUGUUAGCGUGUAUCCAUGAAUAAUAAGAAACUUCAUUAAAUAAGUGAAUAGAAUUUUAGUAAAUAUUAAUUAAUACAAAAAAAAACAUUCUACCACCUUCAAUCUUUAUAAAUAACAUAUAUGUUUAUAUUAAUAUAUGUGACUUUAGUCAAAAUAGCAAAUCAAUAUAUUUUUCACAGUAUACAUCAAUUAUUCUUUAAUAUCUUCAAAUAUAUUACAUUUCCAAAGAAACUAGUAGAUUGCAAUUGCGACUAAGACACAUUUCAAUUUUACUUGUUAUACAACUUCAAAGUUUUGCAAAAAAACUGAUUAAAUAUUUUUAUUAGAAUUCACCUAAAAUUUAGCGUUUAAUUACAGAAAAUUUCCUGAUCGAGAACGAAAAAAAUAUAACUAAAAUAAGUUAAACUUUGGGUCAAAAUAUUAUAUAAUUCAAAAAAUUUGUUGAAAAAUUAAGAGAACGGUAAAUUUAAGUUCUUAACAAAAUAUUGAAUUACAAAAGUCAAAGAAAAAAAAAUUAAAAAGGAAAGUAUAUUAUGCUUAAUAAAUAGUCAUAAAUGCAAUAAACAAAGAAAGCCAAAAAUUUCCAUAAUCUAGAACUCUAUCCAAUGGUUAACAAUUAAACUAGGUAACUAUGCGUUGUAUCUAGCACAUGCUUCAACCUAUGCUUUUCAUUAAUAGAACUAUAAUUCUCUCUCAACUCUUAAAAUUCCUUCACCUUGAUCUGAGUUAAGAUUAAUCUAAUCUAUCACAGUCAUAAGCCUAUUUGAUUACGAGGAAGAGGAGAAUCAAAGCAAAACGUUUGCAUCGCCACGGCUGCAUCAACAACCACAAGGGAUGAUGACGCUAUACACACCUACAUUUUUAGUGUCACAUCAUAUGAUGUAUGCAUCACCGCCACCGCCACUGCCUUACUCUCCUAAUGAUCAAUAUUUGAGUCAUAACCAGAAUCAUGAAUCUCCUGGUGACGAAUAUCAAAACACAUCUAACAGUGAGAAAAAAACCAUUUGGAUUGGUGAUUUGCAUAAUUGGAUGGAUGAGAAUUAUCUUAAAUGUUCUUUUGCUUCCGUUGGUGCGGUAUGCUCUCUCUCUCUCUCUCUAUUUAUAUUUGCUAUCUAACAUGAUAAUUUUUUUUUUGCUAAGUGUUGUCGUCGUGGUUAAGUGUUGAAUAUAUAGAUUUGACCUUUAAAUUUUGCUUUCGUUUUUAUAUAACAUAACACACAUUCUCUGAUUCAUUGUUAUGGAACAUGAGGUUGUUAAUAAAAAUAUUUUAUUUUAAAAUAAUAUACUUGGGUAGUAUUUUUCUGUUUCAGUUUUUCAUCGGAAUUUAACUGUACAAGUAAUCUUAUUGUGAAAUUUUCCCAUUUACUAGUGUAUCUUUACAUUUGGUUCCAAAUAAGUAAAUUUGUGUUUAUGCCUUGAUUGUUAAUAUUUUAGACAUGUAAUCAUAGUUAAUUUACUGCUUUAGUUUUCAUUUUCUUUUAAUAUUUGGACCACCUUAAAAUGUUUUCUCUCCUUUUACCUUCUUAACACAAUUAUUGGAUUUGUUUAUGUUUCUUGACGGCUAUAAACAGAAGGUCGUUAGUUAAUGCAAUCUUUUAAUAUAAUAUCUAUUUUCCUAUAAAAUAUAUCAAUUUCUAUCUUAGAAACUUAAAUUUUAAAGUACAUUUUUAUUUUCAUAUUAUCUAUGUUUCUUGUUAAUGUGGUUCUAACUUCUAAAUAUGAGUAAACACGUUUUGAUUCAGAUGGUUUCGAUCAAGGUUAUUCGCAAUAAGCAUACUGGUUUAUCUGAAGGCUAUGGCUUUGUGGAGUUUCUUUCGCACGAUAUGGCUGAUAAAGUUUUGAAGAAGUUUAAUGGAACAUAUAUGCCGAAUACAGAUAUGCCUUUCCGUUUAAAUUGGGCCACCGGCGAGGAGAAUGAUCACGAGCUCUCUAUUUUUGUGGGGGGUUUGGCGCCAGAUGUCUCUGAUUCUCUAUUGUACAACACCUUCUUAGAGAUCUAUCCUUCGGUUAAAGCUGCAACAGUUGUCAUAGAUGCAUAUACUGGUAUAUCAAAGGGUUUCGGUUUUGUGAGGUUUGGAGAUGUAAACGAGAGGAUCAAAGCAGUGACGGAAAUGCAUGGCGUAAAAUGUUCUAAUAGAGCUAUGCUAAUUGGUCCUGCAACACCUAGGGAGACAAGAAGUUUUCGACAACAAGGUUUUUUUUUUCCGACUUUUCAGUCUUUUUAUUUAUAUAUAGUUGUAGUUCUGUGUUCAGUUUAUUCCUAGGAAGGCAACUGGAUAUAUCAUAUUAAAAUUAACUGAAACUAAUAUGUUGGAUAUGGCAGGAAUGUACAUGAAAAAUGAUGCAAUAAGUUAUCCUGCUAGGGAUGCAACAGUAAUUUAUUAUUUUCUUUUGUGUUUUUUCUCCCUCUCAUAUGAAUAUUAUAGAUAAGUUUAAUUUUUUUGUUUGUUUGUUUCCCAUUAAUAUAUAAUAUAGAUAUUUGUCGGAGGACUUGACUCUAGUGUCACUAGCGAAGAUCUAAAGCAACCUUUCUCUGCAUAUGGGGAAAUAGUCUCUGUCAAUAUUCCUCUUGGCAAAGAAUGUGGAUUUGUUCAAUUUGUUAAUAGGUAAAAUAUUAUACCUUAACUAAGAUAGUAAACCAUGAUUUAAGUAAUUAUAUAGAUGUUUCUUUGUCACCAUCUCGCUGUUGUUAUAUUUGAUCAUUUGCUUGCAGACAAAAUGCAGAGGAGGCUUUGAAGAAACUAAAUGGGACUGUAAUUCGAAACCGUAGAGUUCGGCUUGCUUGGGGACAAAAUAAGCUGGUAAAUACAAAAUGUUCUCUGUUCUAUUAUAAAGAGUUUACUUAUGUUAGUACACUUAUGUGAUCCCAAUAUGAGAUGAACUUUGUUUUCCAGUUUAAAUCAUCCAUGUGACACUGAUAAUACAUUAUAGGUUGUGUAUUUGUUUUUUUGUUUUGUUUUGAAAGCUCGGACUCUUUAUGUAUUAACUAAAAAUGAAAUAAAACUUACUUUUUAAUAUAACUAAAAGUGUUUUUCUGGCAGUAAGGUUUCAAUAAAGCUAUAAAUCCUCUUUGAUUUUAAUGGUUAUAUAUUGUGUUUCAGCCUAGAUAUAACUAUGGAAACCAAUGGUUUGGGGCAUACUUUGGAGGACAGCAUUACAAUGGGUAUGGAUACAUGGUACCACAACCUCAUGACCCGAGAAUGUAUGCAGUUGCACCUUAUGGAGGGUAUCCAGUGUAUAGUGAUCCCCAGCAACAAGUUAGCCGAGGAAAUUGACCUGAGUACAUGCAGACAGACAAAACUCACUCAACUAUAGGUGAUGACCAGAAGGGAAAGAAAUAAAAAAGUGUCUGACAUUUUGUCUAUCCUUAGAAUUUAUGGUUUAUCUUGUAGUGGGAAAAUGAGUUUUGGGAAAACUGUAACAAUAAUUUAAGAGAGACAUGGAUUUGGUUUGUUGAUUUGGUGUUUUCUUGAUGCUCUUUUUACUAUGGAACUUGUUAAACAUAAGGAUGAAGUGGGUUGCACUAUUUGAUUAUUUUUCCUUUUUUAGUUUCUUUUAUUGAAAAACUAUUUCAUUUAGUUAAUGUCAUGGAUUGAAUUUGAACAAUCAGGUAAAACUUAUUGUUGCUUAUGGAGGAAAUAAUCAACAUCAAAGAUCCAAGGGAAACACAGAACCAUCUUUUUUUUAAGGCAAGUAUGCUGAAGAAGUAUGGAGGGCUCUUGCAUUUAAACUGUUGGGAUCAGAGUACACGCUUCAUGGAAAUCUAUGUUGGAUAUCCACUCUGUUACUUCUUCACUAUACUUUCCAACUAUCUACACUCGAUAUGGACCGAAAGAAAUGGUAGAAAGUAUGGGGAGACACAAAAUACUGCCUCACAAAUGGUACAGUACAUUGACAAGAAUGUAAAGAACAAGGAUACAUGGCGACCUUGUUUGUGGAAGGGGCUUAGGAUAGAAACACUGCUGAUUUCUAUUAGAUUUUAAUAACAAGGUCACAUUUAUAGUAACAAUGUUUUUUGACUGAAAUAAACUUUACAUUCCUUCAAAAAAAACAAUCAACAUCAUAUCUUCUAAUUAUAGUAAUACGAGCUUGGUAUCUUUUAGGGUAUCAAUCCAUUUAUUUAUAUUUAGUUGUAGUUUUGUUUUCAGUUUAUUCCUUGGAAGACAAUAGGAUCUAUCAUGUCAAAGUUAAAUCAAACUAUAUGUCGGAUAUGGCAGGAUUAUACAUGACAAAUGAUGAUGUGUCCUGCUGGGGACUCUAUAUGCAACGGUAAAUAUUAUCGACCAGAAACAGUGCUGGUAGCCUCAGUUCAACCCAUCAUCCAUCUUCUUCAAGUGAUCCAAUGAACGCCAUCCAAGGUCAUAGCAGGGAGAUAAGUCUUCCCAAUGAGGUUCUUGAGGUUGACAAGAAGACCCUUCCUUCCACCUGGGAGCUCAAUGAUCACAGGUUUGCCUAGAGGCAAGUACUUAGUUCUCUCUAGACUAAAUGGUUUCAAUGGCAAGGUUGAGUUUUUCAAUGUGGGUAUAGACUCAAGACUUCAGAGACAUUUGUACUUUUGAAGGCCCAAAAUGUCACAUUGGACCCAACUGAAAGGUGCAACAUUAUGUUUCUCUUGUUCUAAUUUGCAGAAAAUGUUAUAUGUUUUCUUUUAUUUCUCUCUAGGUGUGUUACAACUGCGCUGAUAGCCCGGUAGAUGGAGGAUGGUUUUAAGAACGGUUUGACGCUUGUGCAUCUCUUGAGGAACCAGAGAAUGGGUUUAAAAUGUGGCGUUCAAGUCGAAGCUUCUUUACUAACACUUAGUUUCAGUUUCUUUUUAAAUAUAAGUAACAUCCCGAGUUGUGAUAUAUGGAAAGGCUUAACAUAGUUGAUUUGGCUACCUAUAUCACCAAAGUUGACUUACAUUUUUCAUCACACAUCUGUUUAGACCUCCAGAGUUAAGUGUGUUUGGGCUGGAGUAGUGAAAGGAUGGGUAACCUAUCGGGAAGUGAUUUGCGAUACCGUGCGAGUGAGGCCAAAGCACAUGGAAAGGUUGAGUGGUGAUUGCAGGGUUAGUAAACCAGACUUUCAGGCCUUAGAAAAAUUAAUGCACCGCUCGUCAAAGGGGAUGGGCCCACGAGCCAAGAGAGCGGGCAUGGGUGGCACAUUAGCCGUGGGAGGUAGGAGCGUUAUAAGUGGUAUCAUAGCUGGUUAGCCAUCUCGGUUCUGACCCGAGAGGCGUCUUGAGACCUGACGUGUGGUGCAACAAGGGCGUUGUGUUCUUUAAGAGCAGAUGAAUUGUAACAUCCUGAACUGUGAUAUAUGGAAAGGCUUAAGAUAAUUUAUUUGGCUACUUAUGUCACUGGUAUCAUCAAAUUACCCCAUGGAGUGACUUUUACUCUCUCAAAUAAGAAGUUCAGUUUAUGGAUCAUAUCCACAAGGAGCUAGGGCACACAAUAGAUCCUAAUCAGUUUAUGAUUAAGCUAGGCAAACAGAGUAAAUCAAUAAACAGCAGAGGUAAACAAGGUAGUUGUUCAGUUGAUUUAUUGAUUGGUUGAGGUUGUAAACAGUUAUUAGAAAGUAGAUAGAUCUAGGGUUUCAGGUAAUCAGGAUUAUAAUGAUAUUGAUGCUUAGGUUGUCAAUCCUAGAACUCGAAUUCUAAUGAGAAAGUAUUCCAGCUUCCGCGUACGAAUCCAUCCUAUUAACUAAGUCCAGUAUCUUAGUUGUCACUUGUUGAUACAUAUCAAAUGUCGAUCGAUGCUAUUAGACUAGCGUCGAUCGAUGUUUCCUUAAGCAAACUUUAGCGAGUUGAUCGAUAGUUUUACUAGUCUGAAAUAAAUCAGCUGUCACUUGUUUCUAGCAAUCCUAGUUUAAGGAAAUUAAUUAAGGUAACAGACCAUGCCGUCUUGUGCGCCUAAUUUUCCUAAAUUCGGGGUACUAGUUAGCUACUCUAUAAGACAAGCAUUACAAGCAAUUCCUUGAAGGAUGUCUAUCACCUUAGGAGUUCAAUAUUUUGGCCUAAUCCCUCAUAACCUUACUUAGACCCUAAAUCUAACAAUAGAAAUUACACAGACAUAGCAAAGUAGAACAUAGGAAAUAUCUGAAUAUAAUGCAUAAAUCAGAUAAGGUAGAAAAAUUGUAGUUCCAAUAAAAAGCUUUCAAGGAGUCUUGGAUCUUCUCUCCAAAACUACUAAAACCCUAAAUAUGUUUCCUGUAAAAAUAUGAAAGUAGUGUUGCCCAAAACAAUGGCAGAGCGCAUAAAUAUUAGGUUAAAGUUGGGCAGGGGUAUUUCUGUAAUUGAUGUGGAACUUGGGCUAUAAGUUGGCUGGAAACCAAGUUGGGUCUUCCGCGCUUCGCUGUCGAUCGAUGACAAGAGAUGUUCGCCGAUCGAUGUUUAACUCUGAAUGUCAACUCUGGACUGGUUUGACGGACACCUACAAGUUUCUUCUAGCUUUAUUUCCAAAAUGCUCCAAAAUCACCACAUAUCUCCAAAACACUCUUGAACCUGUAAAUACUCUUAAAAGAUUCCAAAACAUAAUAAAUAGAUUCUAAAACACUCAAUACCAUGGCUAAAAACAGGUAAAAUCCAUGGUAUAUCAACUCCUCCAGGCUUACUGUUUUGCUUGUUCUCAAGGAAAAUAAGAGUAGUCCUAAAGAAAGAGGUUUUGAAAACAGCACGGACUCACAUAAUUUAAAAUCACUACUCUCACUCCUGCAAAUAAGAUAGGUGGAUGUAAAGCAUUACUAACCUUGGAUGAUGCAAUGUAUUACACUCUAGCUUAGUUACCAUUACCAUACAUCACACAAAUCCACUGAUAGAGUCUCACAUAUCCCUCUACUGACCUCAUUUCUGCAUAAAGUAAAAGUUUAGGCUACAUCUUGGGAGUAUCGAUCAGGGACAAAUAGAAUCAACUCAAGCAAGUAUAUGGACCUACACGUAACCCUUUAUGGUUUUCCCUCUCUCUUCUAUCUUCUCUGAAUGUGACUUUUUUUUUAUUAUUAUUAGACAGUAUAUAUAGUAUUACUGCGAAAAGUUGUAGGCGAAUAGUUGGGUCAUUGAUAAUGUAUAUACCCCUCAUUUCCAAUCAAUGUGUGAUCAUUCUAUUAGAGUAGAAUAAUAGGGUCGUGGGAAACAUUCCUACCCUUCUAAACCGCAAGAAAUCAUUUCAAUCUUUUGUAAAUAUGGAUGCCAAAGAGAGGUGGAAAGAGAACCAGGGACACUAAGUCUAAUACCUUCCAGACUUCCAGGAGGACUCCGAUCCAAUGUAUACCAAGCCCCAAAACAAGUAAGUAAAGUAGAUUAAGGUUGGAAGUCAGCUUUGGUUUCUUCAGACAUUCUCAGUAAGUGUGGAUUUGAGUAACACAUGAUACACUGUGGUGUUUCCAUCUAAUACAUCAUGCAGUCAAUAAAUCUAGAUGGUGCUAGAGAGUGGUUAGAGUAGCAACUAAAUUGUAAUAAGAUCAUUAUUCCCUUCUCGACUCAAUAAAACAUAAGUAAAAACACUUUUUUCUAGGACUCAAAAUAAAAUCAAUAUCAGUAAACCUCCCCCCAUACUUAAACAACAAUGUCCCCAAUGGUUAUACAAGGGUCUGUCCAUAAGUCUACUUUGGUACCAUUCACUAUUAGCCACCCGGAGUUCUUUUUUAUAAGGUAUCUCCCGGUAAGAAUACCUCUCCAUCCAUGUGAUUCCGAGCUCUUAUCAUGACAGUUGAGAAAGUUUCCAUCAGGGCUAUACUUACCAAAUAGAAUACGACCUAUCAGAAUUUCCAGGUUAUGAAUCAGUCGCCAUGCUAACUUACCUAAAAAGUACCAUUAAAGCAUUCAAAAUACAGGAAUCCAAGUCCUCUUUUACUCUUCGGCUAUGUUAGCUUAGGCCAUGCUAUCCAACCCUUUUUUCGAGUGAUCGUUCCACCAGAACCUCGUAAUCACUGAUUGAAUAUUCUUAAUCAGGGACUUAGGGAGUUUGAAACAUGUAAUAACAUGAGACGGGAUGGCUGAGAGGACAUUCUUCAGAAUGACUACAUUGCCCGUCGGAGACAGAUAUCGUGUUAACCAGCCACUGGAUUUUUUGUUUAAUCUGAUCCACCAUAGAAGCGAGUAGGUCUCCUUUUCUUAUUCCAAAAUGUUCCGGAAUUCCUAAGUAGUUGUCCACUCCUCUCUCCUUUUCGAUCUGGAAGACCUCUAGUACUUGCAGGCAAAAAUGCUAGUUAUUUAAUCAAAUUAAGAGGUACUAUUUAAAAAGUGUUAGCGUGUAUCCAUAAAUUAUAAGAAACUUCAUUAGAAAAGUGAAUAGCAUUUUAGUAAAUAUUAAUUAAUACAAAAAAUAUUCUAACAACUUCAAUCUUUAUAAAUAACAUAUAACAUAUGUAUAUAUUGAUAUAUGUGGCUAUAAUCAAACUAGCAAAUCAAUAUAUAUAUAUAUAUAUAUUUCAUAGUAUACAUCAAUUAUUCUUUAAUAUCUUCAUUAUUUGGCAAAAUUUUAUAUACAGCUAACUAACUCUUAUUCAAAUAUAUUAUAUUUCCAAAGAAACUAGUAGAUUGCAAUUGCGACUAAGACACAUUUCAAUUUUACUUGUUAUACAACUUCGAAGUUUUGCAAAAAAACUGAUUAAAUAUUAUUAUUAGAAUUCACCUAAAAUUUAGCGUUUAAUUACAGAAAAUUUCCUUAUCAAGAACGAAAAAAUAUAACUAAAAUAAGUUAACCUUUGGGUCAAAAUAAUAUAUAAUUCAGAAAAUUUGUUGACAAAUUAAGAGAACGGUAAAUUUAAGUUCUUAACAAAAUAUUGAAUUACAAAAGUCAAAGAAAAAAAAUUAAAAGGAAAGUAUAUUAUGCUUAAUAAACAGUCAUAAAUGCAAUAAACAAACAAAGCCAACAACUUCCAUAAUCUAGAACUCUAUCCAAUGGUUAACAAUUAAACUAGGUAACUAUGCAUUACAUCUAGCACAUACUUCAACCUAUGCUUUUAAUUAAUAGAACUAUAAUUCUCUCUCAACUCUUCAAAUUCCUUCACCUUGGUCUGAACUAAGAUUAAUCUAAUCUAUCACAGUCAUAGGGAAAAAGGGUUUUUAAUUCCUAAAGUAUUUUAAAUUAGCACUUUUAAUACCCAACUACAACUUAUGCAGAUUUAUUCCCAAAGUUAUUAUUAAUUAUGCAAAAUUAAACUUUAAUACAUUAGACGUUAACUCAUCAUUAGAGGCGUUAAUUAUAAUUAUAAAAAGGAGAAAGGGAACGACUUUUGCUUUCAAAACUCAAGAACCCUAAAAUUGAUUUUCUCAGAGAAAUUUCGAAUCAGAUUAUAUAUGUAUAUUAGUUAGGCAUCUUUUGUUUGAUUUACCUUGUGCUUUUGAAAAUGGUAUCUACUGUUCAAUUGUUCAUAAUGAUUAUUGAAAUAUUUAAGCUCAUCUACCCAUGAGCACAUUAUCUCCUCCUCAAACUCAUGUUGAUUGUCUCCUGCAUAUUCAUUGUCAUGUGUUCUUCCCUUUUAAAUUCUUUAUUUUUUCUUGGGUAUUAUUUUAACUCUGAUUAUUUAUAGACGUCUUUUGGAUACAUAAAUUCAGUUUUGGUAAAAUCUAAUCGAGAUUUGACACACAUAUAUCAUCAGUACUUUAACAUGAAAGUAGCAAGUGAAUGUUGUUAUUAAUCAUACAUGAAGAGAAGAAAAAUAUCCAAGGAGCAUAAAAAUUGAAGUACAUAGAUUACUUUUAUUACAAGACAUCAAAGAAACUACAAAUCAUGGUCCCUUCUCGUAAAAGCUAACUCUCCAAGUCUCUUGACUGAGCAUGAGGGUCUUCUUUCAUUUCUAUCCACUUCUCUUUUCAGAUAGCUGCACCUGAAAUACCAGCGAGACAUUAAUGCGUCCUUCACAUCUCUACACAGAUAGACGAUAUUGCAAGGGGAGUCGUUGAUUGUUUCUUGCAGCAAAAGCAACAGCAUGUGAAUGGAGAACAUCCUCCUCGGUGAUGAUGACAAGUUGGUAUUCUUCAUGUCUGGUGUUUGGCUAUACUAGAGCAUGUGUAUUAUUGGAUAGCAAAGGAUGAUCAUCAAUGUAAUAAGAACAAGGGUGUUUGGAUCUCUCGAAGAGGGAAACUGUGAGAACCUUGAGCCAAGUUGCGCCUGAUUUGGAGAAUGAAGUAAAGGUAAUACCAUUAAAAUUAUUAUAUUUAGAGUUAAUUGACUUAAUUGGUUUUUGAGUUAAAGAAAAAUUCAAAACGAAAACUAUCCAAAGAAAAAUUAAUCCACUAAAGAAACAAUAAUGUGGUUUCGAAAGUCAUGUAGAAACCAGAAACAAUGCAAACCCAAACAUAAAUACUGUAAACCAAAAAUCUAAAAACAGAGUAAAUCGUUUUCUUCAUAAAACUGAGUUAACAAAAUAAUCUCAAGUGAAAUGUGAAGAACACAAACUAGGAAGAGAAGCCAAAUCCUCCUUGUGAUGCUUGAGAAGGUUGAGAAGUUUGAGAAGCUCCAAAUGACGAAGACUCUCCCUACAACAAACAAUCAAAGUUUUACACGA
This is a messenger RNA of Brassica napus (rape), 17742 nucleotides long. RefSeq names its product polyadenylate-binding protein RBP47C-like. Gene Ontology annotation, molecular function: mRNA binding. Bases 1 to 549 code for a protein of 182 amino acids. Lineage: Eukaryota; Viridiplantae; Streptophyta; Magnoliopsida; Brassicales; Brassicaceae. Gene Ontology annotation, cellular component: cytosol. The transcript has a single exon. The record is from RefSeq and is a predicted model, not a curated record.